CAUCCAGGCAUACAUAUGUAUGUACAGACGUCGCGCGCAGCUCAGCAACAUUGUGUUUUGUGUAUGAAAACUAAAUGCGAAUUAUAUUGCAAACGCUGCAAUAAUUUAUUGUAAACAAUCAGUUCUGUGUAGUAUAUUGUUGCAAAGCGUCGCGCCUUUACAUAUAUAUAUUUAGAGUUAGAAGUUGUGCCGCCUCUGUGUAUGUGUAAAUGUAUGUGUGUGACUGCGUAUGUGCGUUAGGAUAACUGCACAUUUACAUUUGCGCAGCGAAUUUAAACGGAAAGGAACAGUUACUGCGAAUAUCAACAGAAGACGGAAUUGAAACAAACAACAUGGCUCGGGACACACAAGGCACACAGGGCACCCAGAGCCAAGCGUCCAAUAUUUGGACCCAGGUAGAGAGCCAGCCCAUGGAAAAAAUUGUUUGGGGCCGGCUCUAUGGAAAGAAUAUUAAAAUCAAGUCUCUCGGUACGAGCGUCAAGUCAUACAGAAUAAUCUAUACGCAUUCGUCCUUUAGUGUUGACUUGAAUAACGACGAAUUUUCAGCUGGUCGCGGUGAGCUGAAUGAUUUAAUAUUGACGCUCAAUGAUUUACCUGAGAAAAUUCUAUCGCGCAUAUCCAAGGUGCAUUUUAUCAUAAAGCGCGCUAACUGUGAGCUGACAAAUCCGGUUUAUAUACAGGAUCUCUCACGCAACGGAACAUUUGUGAAUGGCGAAAAAAUUGGGACGAACAAAACGCGCAUCUUACAAAAUGACGACAUCAUCGCUCUCUCUCAUCCCACCUAUAAAGCGUUUGUCUUCAAGGAUCUUAGCCCAAACGAAGCGAUUGGCCUGCCACCUGAAAUCACGUCCACCUAUUAUAUAAAUCGUAAACUGGGCUCAGGUGCGUAUGGCUUGGUGCGGCUCGUCUAUGAUCGUCGCACCUGUGAGCAGUUCGCCAUGAAAAUCGUGAAGAAGAAUAUGCUGGAGGUGAGCGCGCAUCCGAACACUAAUCUGAACGAUCCGGAACGUGUGCUCAACGAGGCAAAGAUCAUGAAGAAUCUAUCGCAUCCGUGCGUGGUGCGCAUGCACGAUAUUGUAGACAGGCCGGACUCCGUUUAUAUGGUGCUGGAAUUUAUGCGCGGCGGAGACUUACUAAAUCGCAUCAUUAGCAAGAAGCUGCUCAGCGAGGAGACAUCCAAGUUGUAUUUCUAUCAAAUGUGCCAUGCAGUCAAAUACCUGCAUGAUAAAGGCAUCACGCAUCGCGAUCUGAAGCCGGACAAUGUGCUGCUUGAGUCCAGCGAUGAGGAUACUUUGCUCAAAGUAUCCGAUUUUGGAUUAAGCAAAUUUGUGCACAAGGAUUCAGUGAUGCGUACGCUAUGCGGCACGCCUCUUUAUGUAGCACCCGAGGUGCUAAUCACAGGAGGACGUGAAUCCUAUACUCAGAAAGUGGACAUUUGGAGUCUGGGAGUGGUGUUGUACACAUGUCUAAGUGGCACUUUACCCUUUUCGGAUGAGUACGGCUCGCCGGCUGGUGAGCAGAUCAAGAAGGGAAUUUUCCGCUUUCGCCAUCCCGCCUGGCAGGGCAUCUCGCAGCGCGCCAAGUUGUUGAUCAAACAGAUGCUCAUUGUGGAUCCCGAGAAGCGACCCUCAAUUGAUGCUGUGCUCAAGAGCACCUGGUUAAGGGAUACAACGAUGCUGCAGAAGGCGAAGCAAAUGAUGAAACUGGAUCAAAUGGAGAUCGAGGAGGAGGAAAACAAUUUCCUUGAGCCGCCAACCAAACGGCGACGGCACUAAGCAAAACGCGAACUGAAUGUGAAAAAGUUUUAAUUUUCUGGAAAAAUUAAUCGAAAACAUUUUUCCCCCCAUUUCUCAUCCCGCAAAAAAGCUGCCAUAGCUGCCUAUCAAUCACACUCCUACAUAUAAGAAUUAUUGAAAAAGUAUUGCUUUUUUUACUGCGGUUGUUUAAUUUUACAUGUUGUUUAGUGUAAGUUUUGCAUUUGCGUCUUUUGUUAAACGUUGUGUGCCAAAAGGAAAUCAAAGGUGAACAAGAAUGAAUCACAAAUCUUGAAUUGAUUAUUACAAUUUAUUGACGCAAUUAUAAUUUAAAUAUAAUAAUGAUAUUAAAUGUA
Messenger RNA from Drosophila arizonae, 2110 nucleotides. RefSeq names its product ovarian-specific serine/threonine-protein kinase loki (gene lok). Gene Ontology annotation, molecular function: protein serine/threonine kinase activity; protein binding; ATP binding. The record is from RefSeq and is a predicted model, not a curated record. Gene Ontology annotation, biological process: mitotic DNA damage checkpoint signaling; protein phosphorylation. Gene Ontology annotation, cellular component: cytoplasm; nucleus. NCBI's taxonomy places the organism in Eukaryota, Metazoa, Arthropoda, Insecta, Diptera, Drosophilidae.